Alternaria arborescens is the source of this 2262-nucleotide messenger RNA. RefSeq names its product Neutral ceramidase. NCBI's taxonomy places the organism in Eukaryota, Fungi, Ascomycota, Dothideomycetes, Pleosporales, Pleosporaceae. The transcript is spliced from 2 exons. Gene Ontology annotation, molecular function: N-acylsphingosine amidohydrolase activity. Bases 1 to 2262 code for a protein of 753 amino acids. Gene Ontology annotation, cellular component: extracellular region. The record is from RefSeq and is a predicted model, not a curated record. Gene Ontology annotation, biological process: ceramide catabolic process; sphingosine biosynthetic process; long-chain fatty acid biosynthetic process.
AUGGCGCGCUCGCACAUCGCCGUGGCCCUGGGCGCUGCCCUUAUCGCCUCAUUGAUCAUCGCACAGCUCGUCAUCAACUUGGGGUUUCCUGCCGUCGACUUCUGGCACGGAAGGCUCGACAAUAGCUACAAUGGUGCCCAGCAGGACCGCUUCAACAGUGAGAAGCAGGAUGGCGGCCUGGCCGAUGACCCAUCUUCGUACCUCAUCGGCGUUGGCAAGGCGGACAUCACGGGUCCGGUUGUCGAGCUCAACAUGAUGGGCUAUGCCAACUCGUCGCAAAUUGGCUCCGGACUCCGCCAACGCCUCUACUCCCGCGCCUUCAUCGUUGGCAACCCGAGCGAAACCAGCGAACGAUUCGUGUACCUUGUCCUCGACACCCAGUCCGGAGACUCUGCCAUCCGCAACGGCAUCUUGGAGGGCCUCCAGGCCAUGGGCUCCGAGUACUCCGUCUAUGGAAAGAACAAUGUAGCUGUGACAGGCACCCACAGCCAUGCUGGGCCAGGAGCCUGGCUGAACUACCUUCUUCCCCAGAUCACAAGUCAGGGCUUCGAUAAGCAGAGCUACCAGGCUAUCGUCGACGGAACACUUCUAUCUAUCAGGAGGGCACACGAGAGUCUGACCCUAGGAACUGUCAGUGCUGGGACUGCGAAGAUUGCCGAUGCGAACAUCAACCGUAGUCUGUUCGCCUACCUGGCCAACCCACAGGCAGAACGCGAUCGCUAUACUGACAACGUGGACAAGACCAUGACACUCCUGAAGUUUACAAGAGCCAGUGAUGGAAAGAGCAUUGGAAUUCUGAAUUGGUUCCCUGUCCAUGGUACAAGUUUACUCGGCAACCAGACGCUCAUUGCUGGAGACAACAAGGGCGUGGCUGCCUACUUGCUGGAGAAGGACAUCGAGGCGGACGCUAGCAACUCAAAUGCUGCCGAGGGCUUCGUGGCGGGCUUCUCCCAAGCUAACGUCGGUGACACUACCCCCAACGUACUUGGCGCCUACUGUGAAGAUGGCUCGGGCCAACAGUGCCGACUCAAUGACAGCACCUGUGGAGGAAAGAGCCAGGACUGCCACGGCCGUGGACCAUACUUUGGUCUCGACGACGGAGGCCACAAGUCAUGCUACGAGAUCGGCAGGCGUCAGGCUCUGGGCGCCAGGAGCAUCUACGACUUCAAUGAGUUUACGCCUAUCUCUGGCAAGGUCCGCUCGUUCCACACCUUUGUCGACUUCUCCAAUUUUACCUUCACCCUCAGCAAUGGAUCCGUCGUUCACACUUGCCCAGCAGCAAUGGGCAACUCCUUUGCCGCUGGUACAUCUGAUGGGCCUGGCGCAUUCGACUUUGUUCAGAACGACCCUGGCGCGCCUUCGAAUCCUUUCUGGAAUAUAGUUGGCAGCGCCAUCGCACCUCCAAGCAAGGAGCAGAAGGAGUGCCAAUACCCGAAACCUGUCUUACUAAAUGUUGGACAGGCUAACAUACCGUACCCAUGGUCUCCAAAUAUUGUCGACAUCCAAGUUCUUCGUGUUGGCCAGCUAGUGAUCAUUGUCUCACCAGGUGAGGCUACGACCAUGUCUGGUCGCCGCUGGCGCGAGGCAGUACACAACUACAUUGUCUCCUCGAACAUUGCUUCGUCGCCAAUUGUCGUGCUAGGUGGACCAGCCAACAGCUACACUCAUUAUAUUGCGACAGAAGAAGAGUAUGGUAUCCAGCGAUAUGAGGGUGCAUCCACCUUGUAUGGUCAGCACACUUUGAACGCAUACAUCAACUCCACCUUGACGUACCUUCCCUACCUCGCCGACGAUGCAACAAGCUCUCCGCCACCUGGGCCUUCCCCUCCCGAUAACCGCGAUAAGAGCAUCUCCCUCAUUACUGGCGUCGUCUACGAUGGUGCAGGCUUUGGGCGUUCAUUUGGCCAAGUUACUAAAGACGUCCUACCCACCUAUGCCCGUGGCGCCACCGUAUCUGCUACAUUUGUCGGCGCCAACCCGCGUAAUAAUCUCCGUCUAGAAGGUACUUUUGCUUCAAUUGAGAAGCAGAACAGCGAUGGCACUUGGGUGCAAGUGAAGAAUGAUGAAGACUGGGAGCUGGUCUACCAAUGGAAGCGUGUCAACGGACUUACAGGGACGAGUGAUGUUACAAUCACAUGGGACACCAGUUUCACAAGACCAGAAGCAGGCACAUACAGGAUCCGGUACUACGGCGAUGCUAAGAAGGUCGGUGGAACGAUUACAGAGUUUGAGGGUUCGAGCGCAUCAUUCAAACUAACGUAA